Messenger RNA from Carcharodon carcharias (great white shark), 4236 nucleotides. RefSeq names its product ORM1-like protein 3. Lineage: Eukaryota; Metazoa; Chordata; Chondrichthyes; Lamniformes; Lamnidae. Gene Ontology annotation, biological process: ceramide metabolic process; negative regulation of ceramide biosynthetic process; intracellular sphingolipid homeostasis. The record is from RefSeq and is a predicted model, not a curated record. Gene Ontology annotation, cellular component: endoplasmic reticulum membrane. The coding region runs from base 188 to 670 and encodes 160 amino acids. The transcript is spliced from 5 exons.
GGGAGUGUAAGUUCAGGCGAGAACAAGUGGUGAAAGGCGGGGGGAGAGAGAGAGAGAAGGAGGUUAACAGGAGCUGGCGCCCGGCUUUCCAGCCUCCGGAGUCAAAGACGUUUAAAGCCCAUCUCCGGGCCGUUCACUGCUUUGUUGCCACUGGAAUUCCUCACUCGGGAAACUGGAUUGCAGAUAAAUGGUUGUAAAGAAACAGACCAUGAAUGUGGGCACUGCUCACAGUGAAGUGAAUCCAAAUACCCGGGUUAUGAACAGCCGUGGGAUCUGGCUGUCUUAUAUCCUGGGAAUCGGCUUGCUUCAUAUCAUUCUCUUGAGCAUCCCAUUCUUCAGUGUGCCAGUGGUAUGGACACUCACUAACAUUAUUCACAAUAUGGGGAUGUACAUAUUCCUGCACACUGUAAAGGGAACACCAUUUGAAACUCCAGACCAAGGAAAGGCACGGCUGCUGACACACUGGGAGCAGAUGGAUUAUGGAGUGCAGUUUACAGCCUCACGCAAAUUCCUCACAAUCACACCUAUUAUCUUGUAUUUUCUUACCAGUUUUUACACAAAAUACGACAAGUUACAUUUUGUUAUAAAUACAGUUUCGCUGAUGAGCGUCCUCAUCCCAAAGCUGCCUCAACUUCAUGGAGUCAGAAUCUUUGGCAUCAACAAGUACUGAAUACAACAUUAUGACCAGUGUGAAAGAAAACACUUUUGGAACAACCAUCAGCAGCAAGGACACAUCAUGUUCAGAUAUUAUGACUUAUACCCCGCACUCUAUAAUCUCUUAUCAUGGACUUUUUAUUAUGAGUAGUACAUUUCUGAAUGAAGCAGCUCAUGUUGGUUGCUCAGGUAUCACAUUAAAUAUUUGCAGUGCUCGGAAUAGAAAGCCUGCUUUUUCGUUUACUGCCUAUAGAUCCUAUUCUCCCAGACAAUAUUUUUGAUGCCUUGAUUGCCAUAUUAAGUAAGGAGACUUUGGUAUUGUAGACAUUUAGUUGAUACAGUGUGUGAAUUUUGCUGUCUAUUGUGACCAAACGGAUGUAAAAGUAUCACAUGUAAAUACUGUAAUGAAAUUAGAUUUAUGAAGGUAUGCUGUUUGAUAUUUGCAGAAGAUUUGUUUUCAGUGUCACAAUGGAAGCAGUUGCUGAAGGCCAUAAUAUCAGUACAUUUAUGUGCAUGUUCCAAUAUGGCAGGAUUAGGUGUCCUUCACUAUAUUGAGGUACUUGGAAACAUGGUCUAUAUGGCUUAGUGUAGCCUCUUUGAAGAAACAGUGCUGGUCUUACUGUGCAUUUUUAAUUACUAUCUUUUGCAGAUAAUUUUUAUUUAUUUUGUUUUCUUUUCCUCUAUCUCAUAUAUGUUCAGUGUUGUGUGGGUGGAAAAAUUUACUUGGGAGAAUGUAAACACUAAUGAGGAUGUGUUUUGAAGCACAACUUAUGAAUGUUUGAUUUAAAAAGGUGUUUUUUGGAUUUUUUUUAAAGCAUAUAAAGUGUUAAAUAAUAGAUCCUGUGUGUUAAACGAGGGCAGUAAUUGAGGCUGGGCACUUAAAUUCGUCUACCCAGGACUUAUUGUAUGGAAUCUCAGAAUGUGAUUUUUUUUUUAACAUUCAAAAACAAAUCAGGAUGUUAAUUGUUGGAAUACUGCAAAACAUCAGCAAUCAUGCAAUUUUCCUGUGUUUGCCACGUUGCCUAACUUUGUUCCUUUCUUAACAAAUGUAAUUUUGGUUAUCUGUACCUGGUCUGUUGUUCUGUCAGAGUAUAUUGUAAUUUGACUGGCUGAAGAAAUGUGUUUGAAUUUCAUCUGAUUUUUAUUGGAUGGUAGCGAUGUACCUGACUUUUAUAUUUUUUUUUAUAUUCCUGCUGCACACUUGAAAUUGCUGACCUUGUACCGCUGGUCCUUGCAGUCUGCUAGGACUACAAAAAAUCAUAGCACUGAGAGUCAUGAUUUUAAGCAAUAACAUAUGAAGACAUGUACCAUAGCAAGGGAUUGAAGAUAUGUCUGCGUGAUUGAGGCCUUGGCUAUAGUGGGUAAAAUUGCUGAACUUUACUCUUAGGAAUUGGGCUUUGAAGCCAGCUCAUGCUGGUGGGAGGAAAGAACUCAAUUUAAAUUUUGAAAUCUCGGCCUCAUUCCUAAGAUUGUAAAGCUGCUUGUUUGGAGCAAUUUGGCAAAGUCCGUCGGGGUCAAGAAGUUAACUGAACUGGGAAAUGCUAUUGUAGUGAUGCAGUUGGAGUUAAAACACAUUGCUGCGACUUCAAUGAACAUCUGAUUUGUGCCAUCCCUAAUCUAGGAGUGCCUGAUGCUGGUGCAGGAUGUUUUAGGAAAUGUGAAGUAUUAUUUUUCCCAAUGGUGUUAGACAAAAAAGUUAUCAGCCACUCAACCGAUUGGUUCAGUGUGUUUACAUAGUGAAUAACUGAGCCAUAUGGGUCAGGAAGGAGGGUGAGGCCAGGAACGUGUCCUCUUUUUAAUUCCUAUCGAGUUAGCUAACUGUUGCUAGGACAGAGGUAGAGGCCCAUGAUUGGUCUAAUUGCCUCUGGCUUAUAGAGGAGAAAAUCAAUCUGUUUGUAAACAUUGUCCAACAACCAUCCUCUUUUGGAAUUGUGUGGAUGUUGGAAGAGAAGAUGAUUGAACUCUGCUGAAAUUUCCCCUUAUCACUGAACAAAUCAUUCUGAAGGCUUACAUAUGAAUAACUAGGAACAAAAACAGGAACUGGUGGAAAUAUUCAUGACUAUGCACUGGGCAUCUGGACAAGCUACUGGUCUGUUGAACUGUACACCAGCAAAGAGUUGAUGGUUUUGGUGGAAUGAUGGAGUAGAGCAAUUAGCAUGGGAAGGAGGGAACUAGAGAGCAAAUAAACCAGUUUUCAUUCCCAUCCUUAAUUCCCUGCUGAGGUACACACACAAAUAUGUUACUACUUUUCAAUUAGACCUUCAAACUGUUGAAAAAUCCUGAUUUUUAAAGAAAUCUGCCAUUUAUUUGUCUUUAAAAAGUUAUGCUUACACUGGGAAGAGUAUCCUGUGGUCAGGAGCCAACGUGGAAUUGUCUACCAGUAUAACCGAAUGAGAAGAAUACUCCAUUAUUGGCAAUAAUUGAAAGUUUACACUUUUUAAUAUUGAAAUUUAAUCAUAAUCCUCUUUCUUGCACUAUUAUUCAAUUGUAGAAGAAAUGCUAAAGUUGCACUUUUUUAAAAUGUUUACAAAUGGACACCAGUCUUCUGCAGUGGAAAGGAAGAGGAAAACAAUCGGACUACAGACUCGCAUUAAAAGUCCAGUGCAAAAUUGGACAAUGUUCCUCAAAUCAAUUGAAAUUAAAACUGAAACACAUUACUUAUCAAACAAGUUAAAACAAUUUCAGCAGUUAACCGUGUCACUGCGUUGGUCCUACAGAAGCACAAAUUACGAGUGCAGUCCUGAUUUUUUGACUAUUCCUGAAUUCUGUCUUUGGAAUUUUAUUCACAAAAUGUUACUGGACUUGAUUUGUGUCAAGUUGUCCAAAUUCACUGGAAGGGUGUGCCAGUGGAAAGGUUAACCUGCUGUAAUCAGGAAUUGUUAAACAUUUUAAAAUAUUGCUUUACUAUACUAAUCUGAUGCCUUGUACAAGAUUAAAGCCUUGAAUUUAUAGAUUUUUGAAUGCUGGUAAAUAAAGACACCAUGGAAGGCUGCUUUUUAUAGUAUUUUGAGGGGUUCUGGAUUGUCAAAAAGUAACAAAACUUUGUGAAGUACAGUAUAUUUUUUUUUUGUUUAACUUACAACUUCCACUUUCAGCUUAUAUCUUAAAUAAAUGGUCAUGGGUGAUGGGUUGGUGCUGAUGCAGUAUCAGUGCUACCCCCACCCCACCCCCAAAGUAGCAAAUGUGAGAAUUGAUGGGGUGAUGCAAGGUCAGGACAACCCAGGGUCAGAUACCUGCACUAUUUUUAUAGUGGCUGUAAGAGGUACGAAUACCAAAACUAUUUUGGUGGAAUCUGAAUUAAAUAUGUGCCAGGCUGGGCCUUUUGAAUUUUAUACCAGUCUAUCGGUUGUGAUAUUAACCAUUGAAGAAUUAUUUGCAUUGGGGACUAGUGUGUUUGUGUAUUUGAGCAUCUUGUAAAUAAGAGUUAAUUUAGCAUCUGGUUGCAAAAGGAUCCUGUAAGCCAACUGCCCUUUUGCAACCAGAUGUUUUUCAUCUAGAUCUUUGUAAGAAAGUGUGAAUAAUAUUUUUAUUACUCCUUUGUACAGUAUUCUGAUAUUUAAUAAAGAUCAGUAUUCAUGUAAA